CAAGCAAUAAAUCAAUCAGUUGAACACUGCUAUUUCGACAUUAUGGAAUUGUGUGAUCAAAUUGAUCCGAAUAUGAGCGAUAAAACAAAAUUAACGCUGCUUACUCCUACCUUAAGACCAAGUUUAAAGAAGAAAAUACUAGAGAAAAAUCCAAAAACAUCAGAAGAAUUCCUUAAAAUUGCUGAAGCUAACCAAAAACAUUUGAGUAGUGAAUUAGAUCAGAAUGAAUUUUCAGAUGGUAUAUUACAUAUCAAUCAACGACCUUCGUAUCCAUUUCAAUCUGAAACAUAUGGUUCUUUCAUACUCUUCUAGAUGCCCCACAAUUAUAUUAAUAUCCGUGAACCAUCUAAACAAUAUGUAAAUCGUGAAUCGUCUUCACCAGCACAUUUAGCAUUGACCUCCGAUCAACGCAAUCAUUAUAAAACAGCAACAAGAAAAGCAUCCAGAAAUGAACAAUUACGUCAACAAUAUGAUGCAUUUGAUGUUCCAAAAUCUCAAUAUGA
This is a messenger RNA of Didymodactylos carnosus, 503 nucleotides long. NCBI's taxonomy places the organism in Eukaryota, Metazoa, Rotifera, Eurotatoria, Philodinida, Philodinidae. The record is from the annotation of a GenBank genome assembly.